CUUAUGUUCAAAUAUAUGCAAGUCAAAAGGAUAUCUCAAUGCCUACAGAUGGAAAUGCUAUACUCUCCAUAUAAACUGAGAAGAAGAAGAAAAAAUACAGAUGGAAAUUAAAUAAUAAUACUGAAUAUUGUUGUAUGUUUUGUUCACCAGAGGGUGUUUCAGUUCCGUCUGUCUUGGUGGUGGUCAAUUUUCUGUAUUAGCUGCAUUGGGCAUGCCUUGGAUCAGAAGAUCCUAUCUUCGAAGCGACGAAAUGGGAACCUUAGGAAAAUUAAAAAAUGGUGUAUUGGAAUAUAUGGAAAAGCUCAAAGAUCCUUAUAUAGUAUCGAACUUUCAAAAUUUCUUCGGUGUUUAUAGGAUCGAUGUCAAGAGAAAUGGCUAUGAUUCCAAAGGCAAUAGUUCAGGAAGUCAUCAUUUAUUAAAUAAACGGAAAGUUAAAACAAAAUUAAAUGGCAAUUUUAAUAUUUGCACUGAAAAUUUUGAAGAAGAAGUUAUCCAAAAUAAUAAUUCAUGUAAUUCAGAUGAUGCUGAAGUAUCUGACAUCGAACCUGAAAGUAGGCCAUAUAGAAUUGAUAAUAAAUUUUGGUAUUGUAUCUUCAGUAUUAGUGCCAGCCUUGGUUAUGAGAAAUUUUAUUGGGGUUUUUUUCCAUUCUGGUUCUGGAACAUUGAUGGUGCAGUUGGAAGAAGAGUUGUACUUGUUUGGGUUAUUGUCAUGUACGUUGGACAAGCGUUAAAAGAUGUAAUAAGAUGGUUGCGGCCGUCUUCCCCUCCAGUGGUUCAUUUGGAACCAGAAUAUGUUAAAGAAUAUGGUAUGCCUUCUACACAUGCGAUGCUAGCAGCAGCCGUGCCAUUUUCACUUCUCAUAUUUACUAUGCAUAGAUAUGAGUAUCAGUUUGCCGUAGGACUCUUCAUUUGUUCAGUUUGCUGUCUUCUAGUAUGCAUUAGUCGUCUUUACAUGGGAAUGCAUACAGUUUUGGAUAUAAUUGGUGGUUUGGUUCUAGUAUCAUUACUGAUGAUUAUUGUUGUUCCACUGGUGGAUUACAUUGAUCACUUCCAAUUGACAUGCGUUUAUUCACCAUUAGUUAUUCUCAGUGCUUCAGUUGCAAUGGCUAUACUUUAUCCUAAAUCAGAUAGACGAUCACCAGCUCGAGGUGAUACAACAAUAAUUCUUGGAACUGGAGCUGGUAUUUAUUUAGGUGCAUGGUUGAAUUUUCAACUUGGAAUUAUUCGUGGACCAGGAUUGCCACCUCCCUACCAAAUAAUUUGGCCAGAUUAUACUUUAGUAGGAUUGGCCUUAUUACGUGCUUCAAUAGGAAUUUUGUGUGUUGUUGCUUCAAGAGCGUUCUUCAAAAGUUUAUCUUAUGCUAUUGUGUGUUAUAUACUUCGACUAGAUCCAAAUGCUCUAGAAACAAAACAGAAAACUGUAGUUGAAAUGUCAUACAAAUUUAUAACAUAUACAACAAUAGGAAUAAUGAUAACUUAUAUUUCACCUAUUGUCUUUAGAUUUCUUAAUAUUGAAAGAAUUACUAUGUUCACAGAAGUAUAAUUAUUUUACUUAAUUAAUUUCAUUAAAUAAUGAUAUGUUUUUGAAAAUGGGAUCUCAAAAUUUCAGUAUUGUCAAUUAUAAAAAUUAUCAAUAAUAAUAAUAAUAAUAUAAUGAUAAUUCCUAGUAUAAUUGUUAUUUUUGAUAAAUGUUUUGUUAAAGCUAUUGUUAUGUGUAUCGUUUUAUAAUAUAAGGGACCAUAAACAACAUUGUAAAAUAUUCAUAAUAAACUAUAAAAGUAAUGAAUCUUUUGUAAAAUACCAUACAGUAGUUUUACAAAUUUUCUUCUAGAAUUUUUGUUUCCACUUGAUAAAAUAAAAAUUAUUUAAUAAUGUUAAAGAUUUUCAUUUAAAAAUUCAUAUAAUUAUAUUUUUAUAUAUAAUUAUUUUAAUCUUCAUUAAUAUUUUCAUUUUAUAUUUAAUAAACAUGUGCAUUAGAAAACACAAGAAUAAUUUCCUUGUUAAAUUAGGAUAAGACAAUGAGAUAAUGAAAUGUAGAAAAAAUAAAAAGAGAGAGAGAGAGCUUAGUAUAUCUUAAUUUAAUUUUUUAUAUUCUAAGGAAAAAUUCACAAAUCUUCCUGUUUAAAAAUUUUAUCGUUUUUUAAAAAGGAAAAGUAUUUGACUACAAGAUAAAAUUCUAGUAAAAAGUUAUAAAAUAACAAUGCUAACACACAUCACUGUACUUUUUAACUUCCUUGAAUAUUCAUAGAAUUCAGAAUGGUUAUAGUAAUUAUGGCAAAUAGUAAUAUUUAGAGUUGUUAAAUCCAUAAAUUUUAAAUUUAUAUAGGUAUCAGUUUGAAAAACAUAUUUUUUUUAAAGCUUUAUCUGUAAUUUAGAGAACAGUUUCAUUCGUUAUAAAUAGAUCAUCUGCUUGUAGGUGAAAGAAACAUUUUAUUUAAAAUUUUAUUAUUUUUGAAGUUUUAAUUAUUACAUUUAUUGCAAAAGUUUGAUUUUUUUAAGUUAAAAAUCUAAUUUAUUUGUAAUAAUAUAUAGCAUAAAGUAGCAUGGAAUUUUAUAGUCAUUAUUGAGUUCACAAAUUUUAUAUUUCAAGUAAUCAUUACUUUUUUAAAAUAUUAAUAGUGAAUGGCACAUUAUCAAAUUUUCUCAACAUGCUAGAACAAGUAUUUAUAAACACCAUUGCUAAAAUGUAAAAUUUGUAAAGCAAGAUAAAUUUUUCUAUAAAAUAACCAAAUAUUGAUAUGAAACUAUAAAUUUUGGAUAUUAAAUGUACAAUUAAUCUAAUCAGCUAAAUAUGUCAAUUGUUGCAAGCACAUUAUAUACAAAUAACUUGCUUCAUGGACACACAGUAUCUAUUUCAGACCAUCAGUCUGGCUUAUACUAAUUGACUUUACAGAUAGUUGAUUUCUGAUGAGACCUGUAACUGCAAGCAUGAAAAGCUUUUCAAAACAAAGCUGUAGCAGUUUAUUUUAAGUUUAUUGAUUCAUACUGAAACAAAAUAUUUUAAUUAUGCAUGGAAAUAAAUAUUAGUAAUAUAAAAAAAAAUACUAUUUAACUGCAAAAACACCAGAUUUAACAAAACUUUCUUCUGUUUUGUGUGGAUUUCUUCCUUUUUGACACUUUUUCCUCUUUUUCGGCUGGUAACUAUGGGAGCAUCAACUUCAUUUGUCUCUGCUAUCAAUUUCUUCUUUCCUUGAGUUCUCUUCUUCUGGCCCUUCUUUGGAUUGAUGCAACUUCCCACUCCCUUCCUCCUUCUUUUUGAUUUUCCAACACUUCAUCUCAUGCACUUCUUUAGGAAAAUAUUAUUCUAAAGAAGAGUGCAAGAUGAAGUGUGUUGUAAUAAAAUAAAAUAAUAAUAAUCAAAUCUAUUUCAUUUUUCUAAAUUUUGUGGAUAUGCAUUAAAGAAUAAAUAGCAAAUGUGUUAAUACUGUUCAAUAUAUAUAUUUUUUAAAUAUUAAUGGCAUUGACAGUUAAUAAAACUUAAAAUAAUAAUAUAGAACAUUUAUAAGUAGGACUAUGUUGACUUUGUAGAAUAUAUAAAGAUUAUAUACAAUAUUUAAAACAAUAAAGUUUAUGAACAAAAAAAAAAGCAAUGACAAACAGCUUAAUACAAGGGUUAUAUUUUAGAGAGGUUUAUCUGAGGGAUAAUUAUUGCUGGUUGAAAUUUAAAAAUUGUGACAAAUUUUGACUACAUUUAUUGAUAAAAAAAAAACUUUGAUUUUCAUCAGAUGUUUUUAUUCAGAAUCAAAUAUUAAUUAUAGCAGAUAAAAAAAUAAGAAAUUGAAUUAUAAGUUAUAAUAUUUUUAUAAAUUUGAAAUUAUACUAUAGUUAAAAGAAAUUUUAAAUUAAAAGCAACAUUACAUUUAAUGAAGAUUAAAGUAAUUAUCAUUAACUUAGUCAAUCUGAAACUUCUCAAUAAAUACAUAACUUUAAAAAUUCUUUGAAAUUCAUAUCUAAAAGGAUUUUUAAUAUUUUGGUCAAAUAUUAGUACACUCAAUCAUUUGUUUCAGCCAUGUUUUUUAUUUACUGUACUUAUUUUGUUCAUUUUGAAUGUUUUAAAAAUAUCUGAUUUAACCCUUUUUUUUGUUCUGUUUAUUUAACAUAUCAAAUAGAACUCAU
This is a messenger RNA of Centruroides sculpturatus (bark scorpion), 4116 nucleotides long. Its product is annotated as sphingosine-1-phosphate phosphatase 2-like. Gene Ontology annotation, biological process: phospholipid dephosphorylation; sphingosine metabolic process. Gene Ontology annotation, cellular component: endoplasmic reticulum membrane. NCBI's taxonomy places the organism in Eukaryota, Metazoa, Arthropoda, Arachnida, Scorpiones, Buthidae. The record is from RefSeq and is a predicted model, not a curated record. The transcript has 3 exons. Bases 212 to 1543 code for a protein of 443 amino acids. Gene Ontology annotation, molecular function: sphingosine-1-phosphate phosphatase activity.